Messenger RNA from Abrus precatorius (Indian licorice), 1280 nucleotides. Its product is annotated as 50S ribosomal protein L21, mitochondrial. The record is from RefSeq and is a predicted model, not a curated record. The transcript is spliced from 5 exons. NCBI's taxonomy places the organism in Eukaryota, Viridiplantae, Streptophyta, Magnoliopsida, Fabales, Fabaceae. Bases 117 to 923 code for a protein of 268 amino acids. Gene Ontology annotation, cellular component: ribosome. Gene Ontology annotation, molecular function: RNA binding; structural constituent of ribosome. Gene Ontology annotation, biological process: translation.
UUCCAUUCAUGGGUCGGUGGGCUUAGGCCCAUGAGUUGUGGUGUGAGCGGAGGAGCAAGUAGCGCGCGUGAGGGUGGAGGAAAACCUAGUUGUGGCUACUCAGAACAGCAGCAUCCAUGGCCAGUAGGAGGUGCCUCCAACUGCGACCGUUAACGACCUUUCUCUUCUCUAACCCAUCAUCUCUCCGAUCACUCUUUGUUCCCCCUUUUCCCAACUCCAACUCUUCAUCACCUCUUCUUCCCUUUUUCACCAUUUCCAAUCCCACCUCUGCUUUUCCACAAUGCCCCCAGCUACGAUAUUUCUCUUCCGACAACCACCAAGACCAUAGCGAGGAAGAAUAUGAUGAUGAUGAUGAUGACGACGACGACGACGUCGAUGAUGAAGAUGACGACCAUAUUCACGUGUCGAGUGGGAAGAAGGCCUAUACGAAGGAGGAGAUGGAAGCAGAAGCGGCGGCUAUUGGCUACAAAGUGGCGGGGCCCCUUCUAAAGGAUGAUGAUCGGGUUUUUAAGCCCUACGAGCCUGUUUUUGCUGUUGUUCAGAUUGGUUCGCACCAGUUUAAAGUAAGCAAUGGGGACAGCAUUUUCACUGAAAGAUUGAAGUUUUGCGAAGUGAAUGAUAAGUUGAUCUUGAACAAAGUUCUGUUGCUUGGCUCUGCAAGUCAGACAAUUGUUGGCAGACCCAUAGUGCCAGAUGCAACUGUUCAUGCUGUUGUUGAGGAGCAUGCACUAGAUGCUAAGGUUAUUAUUUUUAAGAAAAAGAGAAGGAAGAAUUACAGAAGAACCAAAGGGCACCGCCAGGAGCUGACCAAGUUAAGGGUAACUGAUAUUCAAGGAAUUGAGAAGCCUGACAAUGUAUUGCCUGAAAAGCCUUCUUUAAAAACUGCUAAGAAAGAACAGAAAAAGGCUGCAGUCACAGCUUAAAAAGGGUAUUCCUACCACCUUGGCCAUCAACAGUAAUUGCUCUGUAUGUCACAAGGGAGUUUUGACAAUUGGGAUGGCUUGUAGUGAGGAUGACGAUAUUACUGAUAAGCUCCAUUUUACAUCUGCAAAUGCAUGUGAGGUGGAAAUAGUCACCAUCCGCUUGGUAGUGAGGUUGAGGUUUUUUAGGAUUGAUUACACAAUUUUUCUUUUCUCUUUGUAAUGCAAUGUUUAGUGGUUCGAUGUUUGAACGUAAAUCCAUCGAUUCUUAAACUGGUUUCAAGGUGUCAAGAAAUUUAAUAAUGAAACGACUCUUUGUAUUCUAUUGUUAAUUAAAAAGGUGAUACUAUUUAAUGCGUU